Molecule: messenger RNA, 1458 nt
Organism: Acyrthosiphon pisum (pea aphid)
Lineage: Eukaryota; Metazoa; Arthropoda; Insecta; Hemiptera; Aphididae
Product: putative tyrosine-protein phosphatase auxilin
Exons: 4
Coding region: 41-556 (171 amino acids)
Biological process (GO): clathrin coat disassembly; clathrin-dependent endocytosis
Cellular component (GO): intracellular membrane-bounded organelle; vesicle; cytoplasm
Molecular function (GO): clathrin binding
Source: RefSeq, a predicted model, not a curated record
AAAUGUUGAUGAUUUUGAUUUUUUGAAAACUGAUAAUUGGAUGAACUUUUCGAGCCAUUCACAAACAAGUAGCCCUACAAAGUCAGCUAAGACACCAGCUGAACCUAAUUACAGCGGUAUAAACAUUGAAUCAGAAACAACAAAAGCUCCACCCAAAUCUGGUGGAGAUAUUUUUGGAGAUCUUUUAGGGAGCCAAGGGUAUACAUUCAGUUCAAAACUUAAUCCUGGUCCAAAAACAAUAAACGAAAUGCGCCGAGUAGACAUGGUUAAAGAAAUUGACCCAGAUAAACUAAAAGUUAUGGAAUGGAUUGAAGGAAAAAAAGGAAACAUUAGAGCUUUACUUGGUACACUACAUACAGUAUUAUGGGAAGGAUCUGGGUGGAAUUGCAAUCUCAGUAAUUUGGUAACCUAUGCUGAUGUAAAGAAAGCAUAUAGAAAAGCAUGCCUUGCUGUUCAUCCUGAUAAGCAAACCGGAACUUGCAAUGAAAACAUUGCAAAACUAAUUUUUGUGGAGCUGAACAACGCUUGGUCAGAAUUUGAUGCUAAAUCAAGUUAGUGAAGAUGUGUUUUCUGUAAAUAACUAUUAAGAAUAAUUUUUAUUCAUGUCCAAAUAUUAGUAUAAUAUUUAAGUAAAAAAAAAUUAUUAUUAUUUAUUUUUUCCAUUUAUCUGAAACUUAAAUUUUUACCCACCAAUACAUUAUUUUAUUUAUUAUUGUAUUAUUGGACUAUGAUUUACUAUUACAAAAAUAAUAUUUUAUUAUAUUAAAAAAAACUGCCUGUUUCACCAAAUACUUUUGUCUAGUCUAAAUUGCAGUGUAAAAUAUUUAAUGAUUCACUCAAUUUACUGAGAGGUUAUCAGUAUUAUGGUCACAUUUACAUGACUAUUUUUUUUUGGAAAAAAAUUUACUUGAUGAUUGUUUUUUUGUAAGUUUCAUCUUAAAGUGUAUUUAAAUAAUGAAUUGUAAAACUCCAGUUUGCUAUUUUUUGUUGGCUUCCAAUAGAAUUAUUAUAAAAUUAAUAUUGUUGAAAUAGUUAAAUUACAUUCCCUCUUUGAAUUAAAAUACUGUAAACAUUUAUAAAGAAAAAUUGUAUUUAUAUUAUUGACUAUCUUUUAAAAUUUUAUUAUAUCCUUAUAAAAUAUAAUUUAAAUUUACUAUUAUGAAGAAAUUGUGCAUUAUUAACCAUUUUACCCUCGUUAAUUAUAUAUUAUUAUAGAUGUUUAAUAUUAUUAUUCAUUAUUUGUAUUUCAUAAAUUAUUUUACACAGAGGAAUAUAUGUUGAGAAUAAUGUUAUUAUUGGCAUGAUAUUAUUUAAUGUUCAUGUUACCUAUUUAAAUUUAAUUUAUAAAUUACAGUUAAAUAAAUUCUAUAGUCAUUAUUUUACACUAUUAAAAGCAUGCUUGAACACCGAAUACAUUAAAUUAUAUAUUAUUGUAAAAUAAAUAAAUUGUUACGUAAA